Staurois parvus is the source of this 483-nucleotide messenger RNA. Lineage: Eukaryota; Metazoa; Chordata; Amphibia; Anura; Ranidae. The record is from the annotation of a GenBank genome assembly.
CACCGGGCAGGACUCCGGGCAGCGGCACUCCGGGCAGAGGCACAGGCACGUCGGGCUGGACUCCGGGCAGAGGCACGUCGGGCUGGACUCCGGGCAGAGGCACGUCGGGCUGGACUCCGGGCAGAGGCACGUCGGGCUGGACUCCGGGCAGAGGCACGUCGGGCUGGACUCCGGGCAGAGGCACGUCGGGCUGGACUCCGGGCAGAGGCACGUCGGGCUGGACUCCGGGCAGAGGCACGUCGGGCUGGACUCCGGGCAGAGGCACGUCGGGCUGGACUCCGGGCAGAGGCACGUCGGAUUACCAGGCGGAGCAGCAGACAGCGGGCCACCGGGCGGAGCAGCAGGCACCGGGCCACCGGGCGGGGCGACAGGCAUCGGGCCCCUAGGAGGGGCGACGGGCAUCGGGCCCCCAGGCGGAGCGGCGGGCGCCGGACCCCCAGGCGGGGCAACAGGUCUCGGGCCCCCAGGCGGAGCGGCGGGCAC